This is a messenger RNA of Alternaria atra, 1431 nucleotides long. RefSeq lists its product as uncharacterized. The transcript is spliced from 2 exons. Bases 1 to 1431 code for a protein of 476 amino acids. The record is from RefSeq and is a predicted model, not a curated record. NCBI's taxonomy places the organism in Eukaryota, Fungi, Ascomycota, Dothideomycetes, Pleosporales, Pleosporaceae.
AUGCUCACCGUCCCCCGCAUUCGAAUGGGCAACAGUCGGCUCUCCUCUCCAACGACAACAUUUUUUGGUAGUACGUCUACUAGACAAGCUUCUUUCUCAACGGCUGCUGUCGACGGCAUUCAUAACACGCCUUCGCCUUCUCCCGAGUCGGCUUUUAUGGCCACUGACACGCAUUCUAUCCGUCGAUCGCCGGCCAUGUCCCAGUCCUCUUUGUUCGACGAGCUUCAGGGACGAUCUGGAAGACUACUUAAUAUCCCUGGAAACUACGACAUGUUGGGUUCGGACGGCGAAGAUUGCGACUUGGAGAAGCCUCAGCAGCAAGGCUACUCAGACGAUAUGAUCUGGGUUCGGUUUCCACCGGCGUCUGCCUCAGAUCUUCCCGAGGGCAUACAAACUUACGAGCGGUCAAGGUUCAUCAUUGAUCCAACAGUGAUUGAUCCGUGUAUCGGCAUGUCCUUACCAGUGGUGGGCAUGAACCUUGCUUUGCAAACAUGUAUAGCACCUCAACCUCUUGCCUCUUCGCAUAUCGCCUCGACGGUCAACAAUGCAAUGCCGUCGCAGAUCAGCGCAUCUGUCAACCCUGGUUUCGAAAUUGAGAAGCUACCCGAGGAGCUGUUACUUGAAGUAAUGGGGCAUGCUUUUGUUUUCCCAGGCCAAGAAAUUCGGGUGAGUAAUAUGAAUCACCAAUCAGGAGAGCCCGAACUCGAGGUCAGGAAAGUAGGUCAGCCAAAUGAGGACGUCAUCCCGCUACCACCAUUAAACAAGCUUCUGGCUAUGGAUGAAGCAUCGAUCUAUUGGCGACUGCGGAGCCCAGCUUUGAACCACUUCUUUCGAUACAACGUCUUCGACCUAACCUCUCGUAACAGCCUGAAAUGGAUCAAAGGCCUUCCUCCACAUUAUCGAGGGCAAGUAACUCAUGUCGUUUUGUCCUUCAAUUUGGGUUCAGUCGACAACCCAAGGCAGCAAAACAUUUACAGCAGACAGCUGGUCGGACUCGUUGGCGAGAGCACCAACCUGCGGACGAUUAAGAUCAAAGUGCGAGAUUUUGCAGGCAGGAGGCAUCGUACACCCGCCGAACUAGAGUGGUUGUUUCGUCAGAUGCCUGGACUCGACUUGCUUACCCACCUUCGGGGUGUUGGAGAGCUCGUGGUAGACGCUCCGUUCCAGAUCGCACCGACCCAAAUUCGUCGUCUAGAACGGUGCCUAGCAAAGCCUAAAGGAAGACAAGGGACUUCCAACGAUCCCUAUUCAUAUCCAGCUCUAGCUUUAUCACCACGGAGCAGUAAUACUCUUAGGCAGAGGAAUGUGUUGGACUUGGACAGCGAACUCGAUGCUUACGGUCGUAUCUCCACGGAUUUCGGAACAAAGACAUUGAAGGCAAUUGAGCUGGAACGUUUGAGGCGGCUUGAUUGGAGGAAUCCGGACGAAUAG